Messenger RNA from Marasmius oreades (fairy-ring Marasmius), 2511 nucleotides. RefSeq lists its product as uncharacterized. Bases 632 to 2230 code for a protein of 532 amino acids. The record is from RefSeq and is a predicted model, not a curated record. The transcript has 12 exons. NCBI's taxonomy places the organism in Eukaryota, Fungi, Basidiomycota, Agaricomycetes, Agaricales, Marasmiaceae.
GGACUUUUGCUCGAUCCGCGAUGUUCGAAAAUCUCGAAAAUAACAUUCAUAUAGGUACUCGGCGAUGAUGGGUAUUCGUACUCGUCCGUAUUACGGCGAACGACAGAAGUUCAUUCGAAUUUGUUCGGAUUUUUCAGCUGAACCUUUGCGCACGAUUGUUCUUCACCUUCGUCUCGUGUCUUCAUUUGAGAACUCGGGAUCUAUUACGAGCACGAAGACCCAGGGCCUUCUGAUCACAGUUUUAUACGGUGGAUUGGAGAGUACACGGAUGAGUCUUGAGUUGCAGGUUUCAGGGGCAUUCGACAUGCAAUCUACGUGGUGACUGAUGCUUGACACACACACACAAAAAUACCUCUUACUAGGAUUCAUGUCUAUUCAUGGUUUGUCGGUUUACACGAACUACAGAGCCAGCGGCCAUUUGAAGAGUAUUCGACAGUUGGUUAGCAUCAAAUCUUGAUGCGGCCGUCUGCAACGGAAAAUCGUAUCAACAGCAUUUCGAACAUGUGGGCCGUAUUAUCCGCCCUGCUUAUCUGGACCAUCAUCGUAUGUGGGAAGGAUACAUAUAUCGGGAUCAUCCUCUUUCCUGGUGCUGCCACCUCUCCCCCUUUCUUCCCGAUUUCUCCCUUUUGCGAUGAAUUUCUUCCAAGAGGCUACUGGGGUCUCGAUUGGGAAGGGCACAUUCAAUGCCAUUCAAGGAAACCAGACGAAUCAUAUAUACUAUCAAAUGGUUCAGCAACAGGAGAAGGAGCGUACGGUAUACGACGAGUUUCCUGACAUCCGACGGGGACUUGUUCACAGACUUUGGGACCUUCAUCGCGAGGAUUCCUUCAUACGCUGGAAUUACAGGUUAAGGAGAUUCGAAAGAGAGUUUAGUGUUGAAAGAAUAAUUAGCACUGCCGUGAUUAAUGGCGAUAGCUCCAAGUUUACAGUGGUGUCGUAUAAAGGUCGGGAUGCGGUCAAGGCUUGGAAAAAAGACUUUCAGUACUUCUCUGAAACUGCGGAUGCGCGGAACAUGCAACUGUUCGGCAUCAAUCAGUCAAGUAUUCCUCUAUUAAUAUUUUAUGGAGAGCUUUUACCUCUUGCUCAUUGUUGGGAUAGACUCGGACAGUUGGGGCGAAGUUACGCUACCACGUUGGCCUUCAGAAUGAAAUGCAAUCGAUCCGCGAUGUGGAUAGAUCCCAAGCAAGGAAAACUGAUAUGUGGACUGGAGGGGCCUGAUCACGAUAUGCGACAUGUUGGCUUCUUGAACAUCAAGACUCUCCCAUCGAACGUCGAACUUCUCCAGGACGAUGCUUGCUGGCGCUACUUUUCUCAGUUGCCGUUGGAUAAGGAAUUCGACAGAGAUGUCAUUGCUAUCCUGCACUACACAUCCGAGGGGACAGAAAACGUGUCCAUCGCUACUAGUCGACCUUACGUCGUUUCAAGUCCGGAUAUGUCCGUAAUCGCAGUUGGAAACGGAGCCUGGACGCAGCUCGGAUGCCUUGCCUCACGAGUAGUGAUGCCGGAUGGAAGAACGAGAUUCCUCCUUAGUCAGAAGGACUCCUGUUUCCAGCUAUACUCCAAUCCGAUUUCCGAUAAUGAAUGUGCUUGGCUCGCACAGUCUUCAAGCGUGUUCCACAAGCACAAGAUCUCGUGGCAUGAAGAUCUCUCACAGUAUAAGUUCAUCAAGCCAUACAUACGGUUGAGAGGAACAUUUGAGCGUUCCGAAAUCAAACGGCAACGACGUCUGGACGGUCCGCCCAUCUACUUUCUUCUCGAUCCUCUCCACCUCUUUCCUGUCCUUAAAAUGGGCUCCGCUGUGUCCCCCCACACUUGGUCUUUCGAUAAGAAUGGACGAACUCCAAUCCCACAUCAUCACUGCAAGUACCUCGGUCUACCCACUGAACUAAAGGUGGAAGAACUACUGACAAGCUACAAAUACUCUUGGCCGACGGAGACAUACGAGACCAUCCACCGGUGGCAGAUCGCCAGAGGUUUCGAUCCAACCACGACCGAUUUUGCGCGUUACCUCGGAUGUCCCAUUUAUGAGGCCACACCAACAGAGUCAGUCCGAUUUGAAGAAUUGAGUACAGAAGAGGGCGCCGAUGAAGAUUUAUCUAUUACAUCGUGUGUUGCAGACAAACUGCCCCGAGAUUGUCGACAAAAGUCCGUGCUUCGCUCAAUCUGGUCCACGCUCACAGCUCCGCUCACAUACGCUGCGUGCGAGGCUCAGAUAUCCCGACGGUCAUGAUUCACUGGAUCCUCGUGUCAUAUUCGGAUGAAUGUGUUAGUUGCACCGUUUUACAACCGAGAAGGGCUGUGAUCCACAAAACCAUUAAAACUGGACAGGCAAGGGACGACACUCUGUUCCCUCGACUUCGCCAAAGUUGCCACGGCCCUUUGAUAAUUAUGACUUGCAAGACUUUUGCUAUCGGGAUUCUCAGGGUGGAGGCCGAGGCCGAGGGCCCGAAUUAUCUGGAUUAAUGUUUCUGGUUUAGAAUAAAUCUGCAAUGCCAUACAAAUUUGAACAAA